AUGUCAUCCGGUAUCAUCCGUGGAUAUUUUAAUGUCCAAGAUCAUGGUGCAACUGGACUUGGAAAGGUCAAUGAGUCACCCGCAAUCCAAAGUGCCAUCAAUGCAGCAGCCGCUCAAGGGGGAGGUGUGGUUUGGUUCCCACCAGGUCUGUAUUUCAUCGACAAGUGCGCGGAUACAGGAUUGGAUGCCACAAGGGGCUUCAUCAUUGAGGCCUCUGUUAUCCUAGCUGGGGCAGGCACUGGAAAGCCACAAUUCAACGACAACCCAUCGAGCAACCCACUUGCCACGAAUGGAUCAAAGCUUUUGAUUACCAACCAUGACAUCAUCCCAAUUGUUAUCACGGGGUGGGGCACAGUUAUCCGUGACAUGGCGAUUUAUCACCAACAACCAGAGCCUGUGGUUGGUCAGCCCUGGACACCUGACCCAUAUCCAGCGGCUAUUUUGGUUGCUGCGCACGAUGUACGCCUGGAAAAUUUAUAUUUGCGAAACCCGACUGUUGGAAUAGUAUCAGAAAAUGCAGGGCGUUUGAGCAUCAACCGUCUAUUUGGCCAACCACUUCAAACCGGCAUCUCUAUCGACAAUGCAAGAGACACCGUGAAAAUCGAUAAUAUUCACUUCUGGCCUUUCUGGACUGAAUCAGAGGCCGUUAGAGAAUACACAUUCGAAAAAGCGUGCGCCAUUGAAAGCUACCGCAAUGAUAAUCCUCUGUUCUCCAACAUAUUCACGAUCGGAUACAACACUGGUUUCCUAUUCAGCAAAAGAGAGAAUGCACCUGAGGGCCAGAUCACUAGCAAGUUUCAGAUUGUGAAUGCAGAUAAUGACUCAGGGCACAAGGGAAUCAAAGUUGAUGGACCACUGACAACCGGCCAUAUCGUUAAUUACAAUUUCCAAGGAUCCGAGAAAUCGGAGACAGGGAUACACAUUCAAGCUCCUGGUGCCAUAGUCCAAGCAACUAAUGUGAGAAUUAAACUAACAGGAGCCAAUUCCAUUCGUGUUUCGGGGGCAGGGGCGCGCUUGAAUUUGGAGAAUAUUUGGAUCCAAUCUUGGAACCAAAGUGGCAUUGGAUUCCCCGGUAUUGAAGCUGUGGGGGGAGGCGCCGUUGUUUCUGUGGGUUUUAACCGCCUUUACACUGAGAAAAGUGGUAAGCUUAUUGGUGGAGAGGGUGUUGUGCUUGCUGAGCCUGUGUUACCGGGGAUUAAUGCGUGA
Molecule: messenger RNA, 1206 nt
Organism: Penicillium samsonianum
Lineage: Eukaryota; Fungi; Ascomycota; Eurotiomycetes; Eurotiales; Aspergillaceae
Product: pectate lyase superfamily protein domain-containing protein
Exons: 1
Coding region: 1-1206 (401 amino acids)
Source: RefSeq, a predicted model, not a curated record